Artibeus jamaicensis (Jamaican fruit-eating bat) is the source of this 867-nucleotide messenger RNA. RefSeq names its product 40S ribosomal protein S18-like. The record is from RefSeq and is a predicted model, not a curated record. NCBI's taxonomy places the organism in Eukaryota, Metazoa, Chordata, Mammalia, Chiroptera, Phyllostomidae. Gene Ontology annotation, cellular component: small ribosomal subunit; cytosol; ribosome. Gene Ontology annotation, molecular function: RNA binding; structural constituent of ribosome. Gene Ontology annotation, biological process: translation.
AUGGGUCGGGACACAGGUACCCAAGGGAAAGGUUUAACUGGCACCAGAUGUGCUGCCGUUAGCGACAGCGCAGUGGUAGCACCGUGGCAGAGACUUCAGCGGCAGCUACUGUUCCUUCUUUCUUCAUUUACCCUCCAGCUUUCUCUCCGCACCCUCAACAGUGAUUAUCCAGAAGGUUCCUGGGUGGCCACAGGUUUCCCGGUAGGAAGGGCUGACUCGGCCAGGAGACUGGAGUGUGGAAGAGAAUCACAGGAUAAUGGCCGCAGCGCAGGGCAAGAAAGCGACCCAUCCAAACCUGAGCAGCAUGAAGACCACCAGGGGGAACAUCUCCAAAGAGAUGGGGAGGGGAAUGAGGAAGAAACCCAUAGAAAACUAAGUAAGGACUCUUCCCAGGAGGCCUAUGCUGCCACAGCCACAUCUCUCAUAAUUCCUGAGAAGUUCUGCCACAUUUUUCAAGUACUCAGCACCAAUGUCAAUGGGCAACGGAAGACAGCCUUUGCCGUCACUGCAUCCGAGGGCGUGGGGAAGACAUGCUCAGUGGCACUGAGGAAAGCAGACACCAACCUCAGCAAGAGGGCAGGAGAGCUCACAGGGAACGCAGCGGAACGCGUGACCAUCAGGGUGCAGAACCCACGUCAGCACAAGAUUCCAGACUGGUUCUUGCACGAACAGAAUGAUGAGAAGGAUGUAAAAUGCAGCUUUGUCCUGGCCAAUGGUCUGGACAAUAAGCUUCAUAAAGACCUGGAGCGGCUGAAGAAAACGAGGACCCACAGAGGGCUGCACCACUUCUGGGGUCUUGUUGGAGGCCUGCACGCCAUGACCACAGCCCACCGGGGUCGCACUGGGGGUGUGUCCAAGAAGAAAUAA